GACUCAGGCAUGUGCUGUAAGAGUGUGGCAUAGCUCUUGUGUGGGAGACCCUCUGUCUGUGAGCUGCUGCCGCUGCCUUACACCGUGCGUGCCGGCUGCUACAUAUGCAGCCAGACCUGAGGUGUACUUGGGACACCUAAACCUCACUUUGGUUUUGCUCACUAGUCUGCUGUCACGAUAAACUUUGCUUUUCCUUCACUCAAACUUAUACUGAAGAAUUUUAAAAAAAUAUAUUUCCAUAACCCCUGUAACCCAGCCUACCUAUGCAGAAAGCUCAGUAAAGAACACGUCCGAGUGGGACCCAGGAAUGGAACCGCUACGCACCUUUUGCGACGGGCGCUGGACUUUGCUGCUCUUCUCGGGGAUAUUGUGCUUUGUCCUUGCCCGCGGAGCUGUGGGGUAUUAUCCCAGGUUUUCUCCCUUCUUUUUUCUUUGCACCCAUCACGGAGAGCUGGAAGGGGAUGGAGAACAAGGAGAAGUGCUCAUCUCUCUGCACCUGGCCGGCAACCCUGGCUACUACGUACCUGGGCAGGAGUACCAUGUGACAAUAUCCACUAGUACCUUCUUUGAUGGUCUUCUGGUGACUGGACUUUACACGUCUACCAGUGUUCAAGCAUCUCAGAGUAUUGGCGGCUCUAAAGCAUUUGGAUUUGGCAUUAUGAGUGAUCGUCAAUUUGGUACCCAGUUUAUGUGCAGUGUUGUUGCUUCCCAUGUGAGUCAUCUUCCCACAACAAACUUAAGUUUUGUAUGGAUUGCACCACCAGCAGGUACAGGAUGUGUCAACUUCAUGGCCACAGCAACACAUAGGGGACAAGUUAUUUUCAAGGAUGCCCUGGCACAGCAAUUGUGCGAGCAAGGAGCUCCUACAGAAGCACCAUUACGACCAAAUUUAGCGGAAAUUCACAGUGAAAGCAUCCUUUUACGAGAUGAUUUUGACUCAUAUAAGCUUCAGGAACUGAAUCCAAAUAUCUGGCUCCAGUGCAGAAAUUGUGAAGUUGGAGAGCAGUGUGGUGUAAUUAUGCAUAGUGGGGCAGUAACCUUUUGUGAUCCCUAUGGGCCAAGAGAAUUGAUAUCUGUUCAAAUGAAUACAACUACUGCAUCUGUUUUACAGUUUUCUAUUGGGUCAGGAUCAUGCAGGUUCAGCUAUUCAGACCCUGGAAUUGUGGUGUCAUACACAAAGAAUAACUCAUCUAGUUGGGUUCCAUUGGAGAGAAUUAGUGCUCCUUCCAAUGUUAGCACCAUCAUUCACAUUAUCUACCUACCCCCUGAAGUUAAAGGGGAUAGUGUGAAAUUCCGUUGGAGGCAGGAGAACAUGCAGGCGGGGGAUGUGUAUGAAGCUUGCUGGGCACUGGAUAACAUUUUGAUAAUCAAUGCUGCUCAUAAAGAAGUUGUUUUAGAAGACAAUCUAGAUCCAAUGGACACAGGAAACUGGCUUUUUUUCCCUGGUGCUACAGUAAAGCAUAGCUGUCAGUCGGAUGGAAACUCUAUAUAUUUCCAUGGUACAGAAAGCAGUGAGUACAACUUUGCUACCACCAGAGAUGUGGAUCUUUCCAGUGAGGACAUCCAAGAUCAGUGGUCUGAAGAGUUUGAGAAUCUACCAGCUGGGUGGGAAAUAGUUGGAGCAGUAAUUGGAACAGAAUGUGGAACCAUAGAAUCGGGUGCAUCCCUUGUGUUUUUGAAGGAUGGAGAAAGAAGGGUUUGCACACCUUACAUGGAUACCACAGGAUAUGGGAACCUUAGGUUUCAUUUUGUUAUGGGGGGGAUGUGCAGUCCAGGAGAAUCUCAUGAAAAUGAUGUACUUCUCUAUGCUCAGAUUGAUGGUAGAAAAGAUCGCAUUGUUAUGGAUACCCUUGCUUAUUCAUCUUAUAAGGCUCCUUCCCUUGUUUCUUCUGUUAUAAGUCCUGAUCUACAAACUCCUGCUACUAAGUUUUGUCUGAAGCAAAACAAUCACCGGGGACACAACUUAAAUGUUUGGGCUGUAGAUUUUGUCCAUGUGCUGCCUGUAUUACCAUCCACUGAAUCACAUAUGGUUCAGUUUUCCAUUAACCUUGGAUGUGGGUCACACCAGCCUGGAAAUAGUGUGAGCCUGGAAUUCUCUACGAAUCAUGGGCGCAGUUGGUCUUUACUACACUCUGAGUGUCUUCCAGAGCUGUGUGCUGGAUCUCAUCUUCCUCACAGCACUAUCUACUCAUCAGAUAACUACAGUGGAUGGAACCGAAUAACUAUUCCCCUUCCCAAUGCAGCUUUGACCAGAGACACAAGGCUUCGAUGGAGACAGAAUGGGCCAGUAAUGGGAAACAUGUGGGCACUGGAUAAUAUUUAUAUUGGACCAUCUUGUCUGAAAUUCUGUUCUGGUCGUGGGCAAUGCACAAGAACAGGCUGCAAAUGUGAACCUGGCUUUUCUGGCCCAGCAUGUGAAAUGGCCUCUCAAACAUUUCCAGUGUUUAUAUCUGAAAGUUUCACCAGCUCAAGGCUCUCAUCUUACCAUAACUUUUACUCUAUCCGUGGUGCUGAAGUUAGUUUUGGUUGUGGUGUGCUUGCAAGUGGCAAAGCUUUAAUCUUUAAUAAAGAUGGGCGACGCCAGCUCAUUACUGCCUUCCUUGACAGUUCACAAUCCCGAUUCCUGCAAUUUACUCUGCGCAUUGGAAGUAAAUCUGUUCUCAGCACAUGCAAAGCACCUGACAAACCUGGAGAGGGGGUUUUACUGCACUACUCCCAUGACAAUGGAAUCACCUGGAAACUAAUGGAGCAUUAUUCCUAUCUCAGCUAUCACGAGCCAAGAAUUAUAUCAGUCGAAUUGCCUGAAGAUGCAAAACAGUUUGGAAUCCAGUUUCGGUGGUGGCAGCCAUAUCAUUCUGGCCAAGGAGAAGAUGUGUGGGCAAUCGAUGAGAUCAUCAUGACAUCAGUACUUUUCAACAGCAUCAGUCUGAACUUUACUAAUCUUGUGGACGUUACACAGUCACUUGGAUUUUACCUGGGCAAUGUUCAGCCAUAUUGCGAACAUGAUUGGACUCUGUGUUUCACCGGAGAUUCUAAACAAGCUUCCAGCCCCCGUUAUGUGGAAACACAGUCUAUGCAAAUUGGCGCAUCCUACAUGAUACAGUUCAGCUUGGUGAUGGGAUGUGGGGAGCGCUACACUCCACAUAUGGAUAAUCAAGUUAUGUUAGAAUACUCUACAAACCAUGGUCUCACAUGGCACUUAGUACAACAGGAAUGCCUACCAAGCAUGCCCAGCUGCCAGGAGUUUACAUCUUCUAGUAUUUAUCAUUCAAGUGAGUUUACCCACUGGAGAAGAAUUACUUUGCCUUUGCCUCAAAAAACAUGGUCUGGUGCUACUCGUUUUCGCUGGAGUCAACGAUAUUAUACAUCAGAUGAUGAAUGGGCUUUGGACAAUAUUUAUAUUGGCCAACAAUGUCCUAAUAUGUGUAGUGGGCACGGCUGGUGCGACCACGGCAUAUGCAGGUGUGAUUCAGGUUAUCAAGGUUCACAGUGCCUUCCCGAAACCUUAUUGCCUUCAACCAUAAUGUCUGACUUUGAAGGUUUAAAUGGAUGGGAGACAGACUGGCUGGAAGUGGUUGGAGGAGAAAUUGUAAAGCCAGAGCAAGGCUGUGGAAUUAUUUCAUCUGGUUCAUCUAUGUAUUUCUACAAGGAUGGCAGACGUCAGCUGGUUAGCUUGGACAUGGACACCACAUGGGUUGAUUUCAUCCAGUUCUACAUUCAGAUUGGCGGUGAAACCACUUCAUGCAAUAAACCGGACAGCCGAGAAGAAGGAGUAUUAUUACAAUACAGUAAUAAUGGUGGCAUCAACUGGCAUUUGCUGGCAGAAAUGUAUUUCUCUGAUUUCAUUAAAUCUAAAUUUGUAUAUCUUGAACUACCCAAUGCUGCCAGGACUCCCUGCACCAGAUUUCGCUGGUGGCAGCCAGUGUUUUCAGGAGAAGGGUAUGAUCAGUGGGCAAUCGAUGAUGUCAUAAUUUUAUCUGAAAACCAGAAACAGAUUAUACCAGUCACUUACCCAACAAUGCCCCAGAACUUUUAUGAGAAACCUGCUUUUGACUACCCUGUGAAUCAAAUGAAUGUCUGGCUAAUGCUGGCAAAUGAAGGAAUGCCUAAAAAUGAAAGCUUCUGCUCUCUUACCCCUUCUGCCAUGAUAUUUGGGAAAUCAGAUGGUGAUCGAUUUGCAGUUACCAGAGAUCUUACAUUAAAGCCUGGAUAUGUCCUUCAGUUCAAGUUGAAUGUAGGUUGCACUAAUGAGUUCAGUGGUAUGGCCCCCGUCCUUCUCCAGUACUCCCACGAUGCUGGCUUGUCUUGGUCAUUGGUAAGGGAAGGCUGCUAUCCUGCAUCUCCAGGAAUAAAAGAUUGUGAAGGAAGUUCUCGAGAGUUAGGAGAACCAACGUCUUACUACACUGGAGAUUAUGAAGACUGGACUAGAAUAACCAUUGUGAUUCCACGAUCUCUUGCUUCAAGUAAAACAAGAUUCCGAUGGAUUCAAGAAAGUAGCUCUUUUAGUAAUGUACCUGCAUUUGGCCUGGAUGGAGUUUAUAUCUCAGAACCAUGCCCGAGCUACUGUAAUGGUUAUGGGGAUUGUGUUUCUGGUGUAUGUUUUUGUGAUCGAGGAUAUACAGCCGAACACGGAACAUGUGCCUCAAACAGACCCAAUCCAAGUGAGAUGUUUGACAGAUUUGAAGGCAAGCUCAGUCAGCAGUGGUAUAAAAUCACUGGAGGACAGGUGGGGACAGGCUGUGGAGUACUGAGCGAUGGCAAAUCUCUUUAUCUUAAUGGGCCUGGAAAAAGAGAAGCCAGAACUGCUGCUUUGGACACAACUAAUACCAGACUGAUUCAGUUUUACAUACAAAUUGGAAAUACUAAUGGUGGAUCCACUUGUGGAAAGCCAAAGGCAAGGAAUGAAGGUGUUGUUGUUCAGUAUACCAACGAUAAUGGAAUUAGCUGGAAUCUGCUGCGAGAACUAGAUUUUAUGUCCUAUUUGGAACCACAAAUAAUCUCCAUUGAAUUGCCCCGAAAUGCUAAGACAUCUGGUACUGCUUUCAGGUGGUGGCAGCCGCAGCAUGGAAAGCAGUCAGCACAAUGGGCACUCGAUGAUGUGCUGAUUGGGAUGAAUGACAGUUCUCGGAAUGGUUUCCAGGAUAAAUUUGAUGGAUCAGUUGAUUUGCAUGCAAAUUGGUACAGAAUACAAGGUGGUCAAGUAGAUGUUGACUGCUUGUCUAUGGAUACAGCCCUUUUAUUCAAUGAGAAUAUAGGUAAACCUCGGUAUGCAGAAACUUGGGAUUUCCAUGUGAUGCCUUCCAGUUCUCUACAAUUUAAUUUGAACAUGGGCUGCAGUAAGCAGCUUAGUAAUUCCCAUGUAGUUCAGCUGCAGUUCUCUGUAAAUAACGGAAGAGAUUGGCAGCAGGUUACUGAAGAAUGUAUCCCUCCUAGCAUUGGGUGCUUGCAUUAUACAGAAAGUUCUGUGUACUCAUCGGAAAGGUUCCAGACCUCAAAAAGAAUUACAGUCUACCUGCCCUCUGCUACAGUGUCUCCAAGGACACGGUUUAGAUGGAUUCAGUAUAAUUAUGGUUCAGGGGCUGAUGCCUGGGCCAUUGAUAAUGUUGUGCUUUCUUCAGGGUGUCCAUGGAUGUGUUCUGGCCAUGGAAUAUGUGAUUCUGGUCACUGUGUGUGUGACAGGGGUUUUGGAGGUCCGUACUGUGUCCCUGUCAGCCCCCUACCUUCAAUCCUAAAAGAUGACUUUAAUGGAAAUUUGCAUCCUGACCUCUGGCCAGAAGUUUAUGGAGGAGAACGAGGAAAUCUGAAUGGAGAAACCAUUAAAUCUGGAACAGCUCUCAUCUUUAAAGGGGAUGGACUCAGAAUGCUCAUCUCUAGAGAUCUUGACUGCACACAUACAUUGUACAUUCAGUUUUCAUUUAAGUUCAUUACUAAAGGUACCCCAGAGAGGUCACAUUCGAUUCUUCUACAGUACUCAAUUAGUGGGGGAAUAACAUGGCACCUCAUGGAUGAAUUUUAUUUUACCCAGACCACAGAUGUACUGUUUGUCAAUGUUCCUCUUCCAAACACUGCCCAGACCAAUGCAACUCGCUUUCGUCUCUGGCAACCUUACCACAACGGAAAAAAAGAUGAAGUUUGGAUCAUUGAAGACUUUGUGAUUGAUGGAAAUAAUAUGGCCAAUCCUGCCAUCCUUUUGGAUACGUUUGACUUUGGACCUAAUGAAGAGAAUUGGUUUUUCUAUCCAGGUGGAAACAUUGCUUUGUAUUGUCCAUAUACUUCUAAGGGAUCACCGGAGGAAGAUUCAGCAAUGGUGUUUGUUUCUAAUGAAGUUGGAGAACAUUCUAUCACUACAAGAGAUCUAGACGUGGAUGAGAACACCAUCAUUCAAUUUGAGAUUAAUGUAGGGUGUACCAGUGACAGCUCCUCUGCUGAUCCUGUGAAGCUGGAGUUCUCAAGAGAUUUUGGUGCAACAUGGCACUUGCUUCUGCCUUUGUGCUACAGUAGCAGCAGCCACAUCAGUUCUUUGUGUUCCACUGAGCAUCACCCAAGUAGCACUUACUACGCAGGGACUACACAAGGGUGGAGACGUGAAGUCAUCAACUUUGGGAAACUGCGUUUAUGUGGAUCAAUUCGAUUUCGCUGGUACCAAGGAUUUUAUCCCAUCACUAUGCAGCCUGUGACAUGGGCCAUUGAUAAUAUUUAUAUUGGCCCACAAUGUGAAGAAAUGUGUAAUGGACAUGGAAGUUGUAUCAAUGGAACAAAGUGUAUCUGUGACCCAGGCUACUCUGGUCCCACGUGUAAAGUGAGCACUAAAAACCCAGACUUUCUGAAGGAUGAUUUUGAGGGUCAGUUAGAAUCAGAUAGAUUUUUGCUGGUGAGUGGUGGGAAAACAUCCAGGAAAUGUGGCAUCCUGUCAAGUGGGAACAACCUGUUUUUCAAUGAAGAAGGUUUACGAAUGCUGGUGACUCGGGAUUUAGAUCUAUCUUUGGCACGAUUUGUACAGUUCUUUAUGCGCUUAGGAUGUGGGAAAGCUGUUCCAGAUCCCAGGAGCCAGCCUGUCCUUCUUCAGUUUUCAUUAGAUGGUGGACUUUCAUGGAGUGUUUUACAAGAGUUUCACUUUAGUAAUUCUAGUAAUGUGGGGCGAUAUGUUGCUCUGGAAAUCCCUCUAAAGGCCCGCUCCCCCUCUACUCGUCUGCGCUGGUGGCAGCCAUCCGAGAAUGGACAUUUCUAUAGCCCAUGGGUCAUUGAUCAAAUUCUUAUUGGUGGAAAUGUUUCUGGUAACACUGUCAUUGAAGAUGACUUUUCCAGUCUGGAUAACAAAAAGUGGCUUCUCCAUCCAGGAGGCACAAAAAUGUCUGUAUGCGGAUCUAGUGGAGAUGCCCUUGUAUUUAUUGAGAAGGCAAGCACUCGAUAUGUUGUGACCACAGACAUUGUAGUAAAUGAGGACUCCUUCUUGCAGAUUGACUUUGCAGCUUCAUGUUCAGUUACUGAUUCUUGUUAUGCAAUUGAAUUGGAAUAUUCUGUGGAUCUUGGUCUUUCAUGGAAUCCAGUACUUAAAGACUGCCUCCCAACGAACGUAGAAUGCAGUAAUUAUCAGCUGCAGAGGGCACUGGUGUCUGAUACUUUUAACAAAUGGACCAGAUUUACUUUGCCACUGCCUCCUUAUACCAGGUCUCAGGCUACCCGAUUUCGUUGGAAUCAACCAUCACCUUUUGACAAACAGCAGACAUGGGCUAUUGACAAUGUCUAUAUUGGAGAUGGAUGUGUGGAUAUGUGCAGUGGCCACGGGCGAUGUGUUCAAGGAACCUGUGUGUGUGAUGACAACUGGGGAGGAAUUUAUUGUGAUGAACCAGAGCUGUCUCUCCCAACACAACUGAAGGACACAUUUAACCGAGCUCCAUCCAGCCACAACUGGCUGACUGUAAAUGGAGGAAAGCUUAGCAGUGUAUGUGGUGCUGUGGCCUCUGGGAUGGCUCUUCACUUCAGUGGGGGAUGCAGCCGUUUGUUAGUUUCUGUGGAUUUGAAUCUCACUAAUGCUGAGUUUGUUCAAUUUUACUUCAUGUACGGAUGCCUCAUAAUACCUCACAGCCGUAAUCAAGGCGUCCUCCUUGAGUAUUCUGUGAAUGGGGGUAUUAAUUGGUUUCUUUUGAUGGAAAUCUUUUAUGAUCAGUACAGCAAACCUGGUUUUGUGAAUAUUCUUUUGCCUGCUAGUGCCAAGACAGUGGGAACUCGUUUCCGCUGGUGGCAACCAAAACACGACGGACUGGACCAGAAUGAUUGGGCGAUUGACAAUGUGCUGAUUUCUGGCUCUGCAGAUCAGAGCACAGUGAUGUUAGAUACAUUCAGCAGUGCGCCACUGCCGCAGCAUGAACGCACACCUGCUGAUUCAGGCCCCACCGGAAGAAUAUCUUUCGAAAUGUUUAGUGAAGACAAAACCACAGUUAAUAAACAUUGGCUUUUCCAUGAUGAUUGCAGUAUUGAGCGAUUCUGUGAUUCGCCUGAUGGUGUUAUGAUAUGUGGGAGUCACGAUGGCAGAGAAGUGUACACAGUUACACACGACCUUACUCCAGCUGAAGGAUGGAUCAUGCAGUUUAAGAUUGCCGUUGGUUGCCGCAGCUCAGAGAAGAAUGUACAAAACCAAGUUCAUGUACAAUAUUCCACUGAUUUUGGUGUAAGCUGGACUUACUUAGUGCCCCAGUGUUUGCCAGCAGACCCAAAAUGCUCUGGUACUGUUUCCCAGCCAUCAGUAUUUUUCCCAGCUAAGGGAUGGAAACGUGUGACUUACACACUGCCUGACAGUCUCAUUGGCAAUCCUGUCAGAUUUAGGUUUUACCAGAAGUAUUCAGAUAUGCAGUGGGCAAUUGAUAACUUCUACAUUGGACCCGGAUGUCUGGACAACUGUAAUGGCCAUGGAGAUUGCUUGAGAGAACAAUGUAUCUGUGACUCAGGAUACUCUGGUCCAAACUGUUACCUGACACACAAUCUUAAGACAUUUCUGAAGGAGCGUUUUGAUUCUGAGGAAAUAAGAUCUGAUUUCUGGCUGUCUGUUGAUGGAGGAAAGACUUGCACAGAUUGUGGGGUCCUGGCUGAAGACAUGGCUCUGUACUUUGGUGCUUCUGCAGUAAGACAAACCAUCACCCAAGACCUGGAUCUAAGGGGGGCAAAGUUUGUGCAGUACUGGGCAAGAAUUGGCAGCGAAAACAUGACAUCUUGCCGCAAACCAGUAUGUAGAAAAGAAGGUGUGCUUUUAGAUUACUCCAUUGAUGGAGGAAUUACUUGGACAUUGCUGCAUGAAAUGGAUUACCAGAAAUACAUGUCAGUGCGCUAUGACUACAUACUCCUCCCCGAGAAUGCCCAAACAAACACAACUCGCUUGCGUUGGUGGCAGCCUUUCACUGUCAGCAAUGGCCUAGUGGUGUUAGGACAAGAGCGUUCUCAAUGGGCACUUGACAAUAUAUUAAUUGGAGGGGCAGAGAUAAACCCCAGCCAGCUCGUAGACACAUUUGAUGAUGAAGGCACUUCCCAUGAUGAACACUGGAGUUUUUAUCCCAAUGCUGUGAGAACUGCUGGCUUUUGUGGUAACCCAUCAUUCCACCUGUACUGGCCCAAUAAGAAAAAAGACAAGACACACAAUAUACUUUCAUCAAGGGAGCUGAUCAUACAGCCAGGAUAUAUGAUACAGUUUAAGAUUGUGGUUGGUUGUGAUGUAAGCUCCUGUGUUGACCUUCAUUCAGUUAUGCUUGAAUAUACAAAGGAUGCCAGGUAUUAUCUUAAAACUGAUUCGUGGCAGUUGGUACAGACUCAGUGCCUUCCUUCCUCCUCAAACAGUGUUGGUUGUUCUCCAUUUUUGUUUCAUGAAGCCUCCAUUUAUAAUUCUGUUAAUAGCUCUGUAUGGAAACGUGUUACCCUGCAACUCCCUGAUUAUGUUUCAUCAAGUGCCACUCAGUUCCGCUGGAUUCAGAAAGGGGAUGAGACAGAGAAGCAAAGCUGGGCAGUUGACCAUGUGUAUAUUGGAGAAGCCUGUCCCAAGCUGUGCAGUGGCCAUGGAUACUGUACAACUGGAGCAAUUUGCCUAUGUGACGAGGGAUAUCAAGGUGAUGACUGCUCUUUGUUUAACCAUGACCUACCAAGCUACAUUAAAGAUAAUUUUGAAUCUGAAAAAGUAACAGAAAUAAACUGGGAAAACAUCCAAGGUGGUGUAAUUGGGAAUGGAUGUGGCCAGCUCUCGCCAUACGCACAUGGAGACUCCUUAUAUUUCAAUGGGUGCCAGAUAAGACAAGCCAUCACAAAGCCAUUGGAUCUAACUAGAGCCAGCAAAAUAAUGUUCGUCCUUCAGAUUGGAAGUAUUGCUCAGACAGACAGCUGCAAUACCAACCUCAGUGACACCAACACUGUAGAUAAGGCAGUGCUGCUACAAUACAGUGUUAAUAAUGGAAUAACAUGGCAAGUUAUUGCACAGCACCAGCCAAAAGACUUUAUUCAAGCCCAGAGGGUCUCUUACAACAUUCCACUGGAAGCACGAAUGAAAGGAGUUUUGCUCCGCUGGUGGCAGCCACGCCACAAUGGAAUAGGUCAUGAUCAGUGGGCUUUGGAUCAUGUAGAAGUUGUACUCGUAAGCACACGCAAACAAAAUUACAUGAUGAAUUUUUCAAGACAACAUGGGCUCAGGCAUUUCUACAACAGAAGGCGAAGGUCUCUGAGACGAUACCCAUGAAGCAGUGAUAUGUGUGUAAUUCCUUCUCUCAUCAUGUGAUGUGUCACUUUUCAUUCAAUCUACCAAAACAGUGCAGCCGCUCUCCAACUCUCCUGCAAUUGGCUUAAAUAACCAAGAACCUCUUUUAAGACUGGACAUAGCCCAUUUCUCACACUGUGAACUAAUGAGAAGUGACUUAUAUUUUCUCAUCAGUAACUGUUAAAAUGUUAAUGUGUCCGUGAAAUAUGUGAUCUGUUGUAAUAUCAGUUUAAUUGGCAGUAUUGGAAUAAAGCAAUGUGUUCUAUAAGGAGGUGAACAUUGUUAAGCACAAGGACUUCAAAUAUUGCUGAGAAAUGUAUAAGCGCAGCAUUAAUGGAAUUAAAUGUUUUUUCUUCUCUUGACACAGAUAUUUAAGUGCCCUGUAUCUCAUGUAUGUAUCAUAUUUUAUAAGAUUAAAUUAUCACGGUUUGUCUUUUAUGUAGUCUCAGCUCAGAUGUGAGUUGAUGACAUAGCGUACACUUGUGUGUAUUUUCUGCGUGUCUUUUGGCCUGUCGAAUGUACAAGCUGGUAUCAACUUUAAUUUAAGUAUAUGUACCUGAAAGAGAAGAACAGGUCAAAAUUGUUUCUGAGCCUGUGUUUACCACUCGGACAUGCUCAUUUAUGGGCAGUGUUGGAACUGGGAAUAGGAGUUUGUAAACUAAAAGUUUAUGAUAAUUUUUGCAAAUACUCAAACAACCAUCCUUCUCAAUAACAGUCUACUUGUGUUUGAGGGACAAUAAGCUGACAGUAACUGCCAAUGUGUGGUGUCUGUGGCACUGAAGUGAUUUGUAACCAGUGGAUGUUUCAUUGUGUUCCAUUUGUGUUUUGUUUUUUUAUUGCAGGUCAUUGUACUUUCUGCUUACGUAACUCCACCAGCAAAAGUAACAUGGCCAAUGUUUCUCUAUAUCAGACAUCAUGCUAAUAAAGAGAACCCUGAUUUAUGUCAGUGAUUAUCUUACAGAAAGCCUCAUGUAUUUUUUUAACAUAUUUGAAUGCAAUAGCUGUGUUUAGAAUGUUAUGUAUCCUUCUGUAUCAUGGACCACACUUUGUAUAUACCAUUACUAAGUACAAAAUACUGGAGAUAGCAGCCUUCUCAUUAUUCUACUUUAAUACCUGUUCUUAUGACAUUUCUGCAGAAAUAAACUGUUCUGAAUGUUU
Molecule: messenger RNA, 11887 nt
Organism: Xenopus tropicalis (tropical clawed frog)
Lineage: Eukaryota; Metazoa; Chordata; Amphibia; Anura; Pipidae
Gene: reln
Product: reelin
Exons: 65
Coding region: 308-10711 (3467 amino acids)
Biological process (GO): neuron migration; central nervous system development
Cellular component (GO): extracellular region; extracellular matrix
Molecular function (GO): lipoprotein particle receptor binding
Source: RefSeq, a predicted model, not a curated record